Molecule: messenger RNA, 1993 nt
Organism: Cucumis sativus (cucumber)
Lineage: Eukaryota; Viridiplantae; Streptophyta; Magnoliopsida; Cucurbitales; Cucurbitaceae
Product: methyl-CpG-binding domain protein 4-like protein
Exons: 3
Coding region: 88-1554 (488 amino acids)
Biological process (GO): base-excision repair
Cellular component (GO): nucleus
Molecular function (GO): DNA binding; catalytic activity
Source: RefSeq, a predicted model, not a curated record
GUAGAAAGGAUUUAUAACCCAAGGAGAAGCGCGCGAAGACAGUGAAGCGAUUGUUCUUGUUUUCGGUGCUCCGUAGCGAAUCCCGCCAUGGCUUCAACGACAAGCAUCCACCCUAACCUCACCCCACCGUCAUCUUCUUCGUAUCCCCACGAUUUGUUUUCUGAAUUCGUCUUUCGAGGUACUUCUCGCUCCAGAUUUCGCUUUCCUCCUUCCAAAUCCGCUCAACAAGACCCUAAUCCCUACCAGGAUUCUACCCAGCACUCCCCACUGUCUACUCUUCAUGAUCUCCAAACUCCAGAACCCAGCAAUCAUCACAACGAAUCCUUAGCAUCCCCAUCUUCUGAAGUCCACGAGCCUCCUAUAUUAACACUAGAGGAUCUUCAAAAUGGAAAACUACCCCGUCAAUCGCCAAAACAGCCUUCACUCGCUCGUAGAGUCUUGUCUUUCUACCGAGAGUUCGGAUUUGAUAAAAAAUUGUUGCAAGCAACUUCGCAUUCUGUCCUGAAUUCAGUACCUGCUCAAGAAGGGACCCGUGUGGUUUCGCGUUAUUUCCAAAACUCAAGAUCAACCCAACAAAGCAAACGAAUUGUCUCACGAUAUUUUCAAGAAUCGGUGAAGGAACGAACAGCUCAUUAUGAGGAUGAGAACGAUGGUGGCAAUCUCACAGAGCAGCCAAGUAAAAGAUCAAGCAAAAGGAGGAGGAAAGACGUAACCCCCGGCUCCGAUAACUCAAAAACAAAUCAUCAUUCAGUGGGAAAGACUGCACGCUCUGUUCAGAAGUCGGGAACAGAUACACAAGUGCGAAUUGUUUCGGGCUAUUUUCAGAGUUAUGAAAAGAGUCUUGAAAUGGAUCGAGAAGUAUCACCUUCUUUACAAAAUUCAAAAUCAAAUCAACAAGAAGAGAAAGUGGUCUCACGUUUCUUUCUAAAAUCAGGGAAACAACAAGCCGUGAACAAUCAGGAAGAGGCUACAGAGCAGCUAAAUCAGUGUGCGAAAUCUGUUAAAAGGCUCCGUAAACCAGUCAAUGAAAGGAAAGAGAAGGAUAAGACAAGUUCUACUAAACCUCGGACCACUCUGACUGCUGCAGAGUUGUUUUUGGAAGCUUACAGAAGGAAAUCGCCAUAUGAUACAUGGAAGCCUCCUACCUCUGGAACUCGCCUUCUCCAACAUGAUCAUGCGUACGACCCUUGGAGGGUUCUAGUCAUAUGUAUGCUCCUCAACCGGACAAGUGGGCAACAGGCAAAAGAAGUGAUACCUAAACUCUUCAGUUUGUGUCCCAAUCCAAAGGCUACUUUGGAGGUAUCACGUGAGCAGAUAGAAGAUAUCAUUCGACCUCUUGGUUUCUAUAGGAAAAGAUCACGAACAAUGCAUCGUUUAUCUGAGAUGUAUUUAAAAGAAAGUUGGAGCCAUGUCACCCAACUUCCUGGUGUCGGCAAGUAUGGUGCUGAUGCACAUGCGAUAUUCUGCACUGGAUAUUGGAGUGAAGUAGAACCUAAAGAUCACAUGCUUAAUUAUUACUGGGAUUUUCUCCACAGCAUUAAGCACCUGCUCUGAUCUUAUUUGGCUGUAGAUGGUUUUGUUCGAGAAGCGGAAGUUGUGAAUUUCAGGCUCUACUUCCCUUUCUACGCAUAUUUUGGAAUGUUCUGACAAAAAGAAAUUCUUUUGUGCUAUCGGUUUUGUAAAUGUUAUUUUAUGUUGGGACUUGGGAGUUUGGUUGGGAACUAUUUAAACUUGUUAUCGAUCUAUCUCCUAUUAUUAACAUUAUAUACUAGGAAGGGGAGAAAAGGAAAUUCUCCUCCAACAGCUAGCUGGUUAGGUUAGACUGUAGCUGAAGCUGAAGCUGUGCACUGUUAGUGAGGUCAAUGGAUUUUGUUCACGUUGUCUCCAAACGUCUUGGCUUGUCACCAAGAGUGGCUUACCCUUCACUAAAUAUUUUGUAUAUGGCUGCAACCUUUGCAUUUUAAUCUACUGCAUGAUGUACUUGGUUUCUGCA